Beauveria bassiana ARSEF 2860 is the source of this 3354-nucleotide messenger RNA. Its product is annotated as Cytochrome P450 CYP6001C8. Gene Ontology annotation, biological process: response to oxidative stress. The transcript is spliced from 5 exons. The record is from RefSeq and is a predicted model, not a curated record. The coding region runs from base 1 to 3354 and encodes 1117 amino acids. NCBI's taxonomy places the organism in Eukaryota, Fungi, Ascomycota, Sordariomycetes, Hypocreales, Cordycipitaceae. Gene Ontology annotation, molecular function: peroxidase activity; monooxygenase activity; heme binding.
AUGGCAACGCAGAAAAAGACUUCGUCCAUAGCUGUGGAUGGCCAGAAUGGCCAGAAUGGCCACAACGGCCACGCCACCAAUGGACACACAAUCGGUUCAAAUGCUCAGAAACGACAGCCAUUGCCAAAGUACCCAAAGCCUUCCAAGACCAAUAGCCAGGGGAGCCCAUCGCAUCUUUCCGGGAUUUUGCAACUCAGAGCCGCAUCGCGCAGACCAUUGCCGACGGAGAUGGGAGAUGGCACCUACCGGUUCAUCAAAAGCCGACCGUCUCUUCUCAAAGACUUGCGAAGCAUGACUUGGUCUGAUUUCAAAACGAUCAAAGCGAUUGUUGCUGCCAAGUUGAAGCGGGAGACACAGACAAACGACAAGACCAUGCUCAUGGAAAAAACAAUCCAGCUCGUUGCCGGUCUACCCGACUAUUCUAGACGUCAAGAGCUGUUGACAAACGAUUUUAUUGACAAGUUGUGGUAUUCAUUGGACCAUCCUCCGCUACUCUACAUGGGAGAUCAGUAUCGGUUCCGCCAGCCCGAUGGCUCGAAUAACAACCCUCUUUUGCCUCGUUUGGGAGCAGCCGGCACCGCCUACUCCAGGACCUGCAAACCGCGUGGAAUGGGUCUUGGUGCUUUGCCUGCCCCCGACACCAUCUUUGAGUCCAUCAUGGCACGAAAUGAGUUUCAAAAGAAUCCAAACAAUGUUUCGAGUAUUCUGUGGUACUGGGCGACAAUCAUCAUUCAUGACUUGUUCAACUCCAGCUCCGCCGACGGCAAUAUCAACAACAAUUCGUCCUAUCUUGAUCUCUCUCCACUAUAUGGAAACAGCCAGGCAGCACAAGAUUCCAUCCGGACCUUUAAAGAUGGAAGAUUGAAGCCAGAUGCUUUUGCCGACAAACGCAUGCUGGGCAACCCCCCCGGUGUCUGCAUUCUUCUCAUCAUGUUUAAUCGAUUCCACAACCACAUUGCAGCCAACUUGGCUGCCAUUAAUGAGGGCAAUCGAUUCCCGCAGCCUACUGCAGAUCUUCCUCCCGAACAAGCCGCUGCAGCGUGGAAAAAGUACGACGAGGAGUUGUUCCAGACUGCACGUCUGGUAACAUCCGGUCUCUACAUCAACAUCACCCUCAUUGACUAUGUGCGAAACAUUGUCAACUUGAACCGUGUUGAUACAACUUGGACGCUUGAUCCAAGACAGGAAAUGGGAGUCGCAGUCGGGACGCAAGAAGGAUCGCACAGUGGUGUUGGAAACUCUGUGUCUGCCGAGUUCAAUCUUUGCUAUAGGUGGCACUCGUGCAUUUCCCAGAAAGACGAAGAAUGGAUGCAGGAUUUCUUUACUGGGCUACUGGGUGACAGCGACCGAGAACUCGAUUUUGCGGCACUGAUGACGGCCAUGAAGAAGUUUGAAAUGACGUUGCCCCAAGACCCUGGAGAGUGCACCUUUGGCAAAUUCACUCGAGGUGCAGACGGCCGCUUCAACGAUGACGAGCUGAUGGAGGCUCUGACUGCGGCCAUUGAGGAACCUGGUGGCGCAUUUGGAGCACGGAAUGUGCCGAGGAUAAUGAAGCCGAUUGAGGCGCUGGGUAUCAUUCGUGGCCGUAAAUGGCACGUGGCGAGUCUGAACGAGUUUCGCAAGCAAUUUGGCCUCAAGGCCUAUGAUACAUUCGAGGACAUUAAUUCCGAUCCUUAUGUCGCUGACCAGCUGCGCCAUCUGUACCAGCAUCCGGACAAUGUGGAACUCUACCCGGGCAUCGUCGCCGAAGAAGCCAAAGCGCCCAUGGCACCUGGAGUCGGAAUCGCCCCGACAUAUACGAUUUCUCGAGUAGUCUUGUCCGAUGCUGUAUCGCUCGUCAGAGGAGACAGACACUACACGACCGACUACCACACAGGCUCCUUGACAAACUGGGGUUUCAACGAGGCCAACUAUGACCUGAGCGUCAACCAUGGAUGCGUCUUUUACAAGCUAUUCAUUAGAGCUUUCCCAAACCACUUUAGGGAGAAUUCGGUGUAUGCUCACUAUCCCAUGGUGACACCAGCAGAGAACCGCAAAAUCCUUGCCAAUCUGGGACGAGCUGACUGGUUCAACUUUGACCGCCCAAGCUACGUGCCGGAAAAGAUUGACAUUAUUUCCCAUACCGCCUUUAAACACGUUUUGGGCAAUGAUGCCACGUACCAUCCGGACUGGAAACAGGGCCUGGGCUACUUGAUGAAUGAGCGCAGCCUCGAAACCAUGCUGGCAGGCGGGCCAGAUUUACACGCCAUACAGCGCAGCUCUGUCGGUGCCUCAUUAUUUGGACAAGAGUGGAAAUCGGCCGUCAAGCAAUUUUACAACAAUAUGAGCGAAAGAUUAAUGGCGCAGCAUUCGUACCAAAUUGCAGGGCAGACACAAAUCGACAUUGUUCGCGACGUCGGCAACUUGGUGCACACACAUUUCGUUGCUCGCGUGUUCAACCUGCCGCUCAAGACAAAGGACCACCGAAAGGGAGUCUUUUCCGAACAGGAACUCUUCAAGUUUUUGACCAUGAUCUAUGUCUGCAUCUUCCUGGACUAUGAUCCUGUCAAGUCCUUUCCGCUGCGCCGGGCGGCCAAGGCAGCGUCCGCGCAGUUGGGCGCUCUCAUUGAGGCCAACGUCAAGCUGGGACUUUUAUUCGGCAUGCGCGGCCUGUAUGUGAAGAAGUUUAAAAAUGACGUGCUGGCGCAAUACGGCCACCAACUUGUCCAAGCCUUGGCCAAGACGGGGCUAAACGCCCAUGAGAUUGCGUGGAGUCAAAUAUUGCCGACGGCUGGCGCCAUGGUGCCAAACCAAGCACAGAUGUUUGCACAAUCUGUUGAUUGGUAUCUAUCCGAACAAGGUGAACCCCACCGAGCCGAGAUUGAGCGCAUCGCCGCCCAAGAAACGACCGACGCCUCUGACGCCUUGCUCUUGGGCUAUGCCAUGGAAGGCGUGCGCAUGGCUGGAACCUUUACGCUGUAUCGAAACGUGGCGGCUCCAGAUACGCUGAAUGAUGACGCAGGCAGGCCGUUCCCUGUCCAGCAUGGCGAAAAAGUCUUUGUCUCUGUAACGCCAGCGACGAGAGACGGCGGACUCCCUCAUCCCGAGAGGGUUGAUCCCAAGCGCCCAUUGGACUCGUACGUGCAGCACGGCUUGGGCCCCGAGCUCUGUCUUGGACGCGAGGUGGCGCAGACUGCCUUGAUUGCCCUUUUCAGGACUGUUUUCCGCAAGAAGAAUCUGCGCAGAGUUCCAGGGCUGCAGGGUGAACUGAAGAGACUGGCCAAGCCGGAUGGCAGUCACGGAUUCAUGACGGAAGAUUGGGGCACGAUUUGGCCGUUUCCAACAAGCAUGAAGCUAAUGUGGGAUGAAGAGUAA